CUACUUCACGCUAUAAGUCGCCAUUGUUUGCAAACUGGAGAGGUGGGCGGAGGCACCACACCGCCAUUUUGAAACGGGUCCAAAAGUGACGGGAUGCGUAUGAAUGAUCCGCAUUUGUAGACGUACGGAAUCGUAGAGAAGUCGCUGUGGACUGUACAUUUCAAAGGAAAGCUAUUUGUGUUAACCUGACAGGACGGAUUGACGCAGGACGAGAUGGCCCUCAAGAUCUUCGUCAUAUGCGCAGUUUUCAUCAUCAAAGUGACGAGUGCCUCGGACCCGUGGACUACAACAGCUAAUUUGAGCAGGCUUUUGACUGAUCAUUUUGGGGACAACCGCCACCAUGUCACCAACCCUGACGGCAAAGCUGCUGCCUUUCAUUUCAUCAAAGACACUUUCACGAGCUACGGCUUGCAGGUGAUAGAUGGUGACUUCAACACGGACAACUUAAACCUGAAAGGCAUCAAUGUAGCAGGAAUGUGGCCGGGCCGUCUGACCGGGACCCGCCUGGACAGACCCAUCGUGCUGACGGCUCACUAUGACAGUUCUCGGGGCAAGGCUGCCGUCCAAGACAACGGGUCCGGCCUGGCCGCCCUGAUGGAGGCCGCCCGACUCAUCACGUCCCAACCCUGCAUCCAGGACUACCUGGUCGUGUUCGCUGCCUUUGAUUUUGAGAUAAAAGAGAAUCCAGCGGAUCACACUGACGCGGCAUGUUACAAAGGGUACUGCGGGAGUAAGGAUUUCGUUCAACAGUACAUGUUGCGGUAUCUGGAUUCUGUUGGCGUCAACGUCGCCAACAUCAACGGCGUCAUCAUCAUGGACUCCAUCCUCAACUUUAACGGUACCCUGGGGGCGCAGACACUUCCCCCAAACUCCACAGAGAGUGGCCACGCCUGGCCUUUCCAAGAAGCUUCUUAA
This is a messenger RNA of Branchiostoma floridae (Florida lancelet), 915 nucleotides long. RefSeq lists its product as uncharacterized. Bases 214 to 915 code for a protein of 233 amino acids. Gene Ontology annotation, molecular function: metalloexopeptidase activity. The transcript is spliced from 7 exons. Gene Ontology annotation, biological process: proteolysis. The record is from RefSeq and is a predicted model, not a curated record. NCBI's taxonomy places the organism in Eukaryota, Metazoa, Chordata, Leptocardii, Amphioxiformes, Branchiostomatidae.